Esox lucius (northern pike) is the source of this 3653-nucleotide messenger RNA. RefSeq names its product cytoglobin 2 (gene cygb2). Lineage: Eukaryota; Metazoa; Chordata; Actinopteri; Esociformes; Esocidae. Bases 29 to 1009 code for a protein of 326 amino acids. The record is from RefSeq and is a predicted model, not a curated record. The transcript is spliced from 3 exons. Gene Ontology annotation, molecular function: heme binding; oxygen binding; iron ion binding. Gene Ontology annotation, biological process: oxygen transport.
GGCGGGCGGGCAAAGCCAGAGAUCCUAGAUGCUCUCUGUUCUACCCCCCUCUCCCCCCACCCAUCUCUCCACCCACUCUCUCCAUCUCUCCACCCCCUCUUUCCCACUCCGUCUGUCAUUCCAUCAGGUCCUCACAGACACCGAAGUUCAGAGAGAAGACAGUUCCACUACCGGAGGAGGAAAAAAGACACAUCGAAAGAGAGGAAGAGACAGGGUGAUAGAAAAGAGAGUAGGUGCAAACACAGUAGGGUGCGCGUUUUGGAGGAGAGCGCAGGGCGAGAGGAGUGGUGCGGGUGGGGGGUGGGUUAGCGCACGAGGCUACUCCGUCUGUCUCCUACAUCUCUCAGCCUCCGUCGCCGUGGGUUCACAGCUCUCCCUCUCCCUCCCCCCUUCCCUCGCUCCCUACCUCCCCCGUUCGCUGCUGGCGGGAGCCUCCGAGCUGCUGCGGCGGAGGUCGUCUCCGAUGGAGCCGCCGAGGGACGUAGGAGGAGAGGCGAUGGAGCGGCCGGAGCGGGCCGAGCCCCUGACCGACACUGAGCGGGAGAUCAUCCAGGACACCUGGGGACGCGUCUAUGAGAACUGCGAGGAAGUGGGCGUGUCGGUCCUUAUAAGGUUCUUUGUGAACUUCCCUUCAGCCAAGCAGUACUUCAGCCAAUUCCAGCACAUGGAAGACCCAGAGGAAAUGGAGCGCAGUGCCCAGCUGAAACAACACGCCCGCCGGGUAAUGGGUGCCAUCAACACGGUGGUGGAGAACCUCCAUGACCCAGAGAAGGUUUCCUCUGUUUUGGCUCUGGUGGGCAAGGCCCACGCUGUCAAACACAAGGUGGAGCCGAUGUACUUCAAGAUUCUGAGUGGUGUAAUGCUCGAGGUGUUGUCGGAGGACUUCCCAGAAUACUUCACGGCGGAUGUACAAAUGGUGUGGACCAAACUGAUGGGGUUGGUGUACUGGCAUGUGACAGGCGCCUAUACAGAGGUUGGCUGGGUGCAGCUUUCCAGCUCAGCGGUGUGAAGGGUGAAUGCGGGCGGUGUCUACAGUAUUUCUUAGAUAUACACAGAGUCAGAAAAGGGGACGUUCGGUCUCUAUAUCACCCCUGCCCAAGGAAAAGUAAGGCCACAAAGAUGGCGGAAAGUGAUUCCUAGUGUUGAGGCUAUUCAUAGAAUAUCUUAGUGUUCAACUGUAGCCGUGGGAGUCUUUCCGUUCUCCCUACUGACACGUUAUAUGUACGUUACCCUAUAACCCUGAGCUAUUGUCUGUAUACUGUACAGUAAGUGAGCGUGUCUAUUCUAUCAUGCCCUCAUUUCAGACUCAUUGUAGUCUCGUAAAUCCUCCAUGUUUUCGAGGGAGCUAAGGGCUCCAUUAGAGAGAUUUGCGGCUCAAUGAAAGUAUGCCUCUUUGGAUUCCCGAAACACACGGUACAUACUUUCCAUGCCCAUCUUGUGCACUAGAAAAACACAUAGUUCAUUAUGUUUUGGGGGUGAUAAAACAGUGGCAAAGAGGAUGCCAUCUCCUCAUUAUAUGAAUGCGGGUGCGCGUACGAACACCCAUUUUCUAACACUUACAGGCCAGUGAUUUGGCUUACAUUUCCUGAACCCAUCGGAGAGAUAUGUAUUCAACUCUCUUAAGGGUUUAAGAAAAUGACUGGAGGUCCGUAAAAACACAACAGAUCCUUUCAAGUAGCAUCAGUAUACAUUUGACCACUGACGUAAAAAGAAAGAUAACACAACUAAGAAGCCUAGAUUCUUUGACACACUUCAAUGUCAGGGUGGCAUGCAGACUAGAUGCCACAACUUCUUCCUGAAUUGGAGCACUGUUCCCAACUUCUUCCUGAAUUGAAUUUGAAAAAUAUUUCAGUACAUUUCAAUCUAAUCUUCAUUGUGUCAUGUUUUUAAGUAACUCUGAUCCUUGGAUUUAUCAUUUAUCAUUAAUAAGGAAGUAAUAGGGCUGCUUUCAUACUCUUCUGGUCAUUUAUUAAAUAUCUCCCUGGUAUCCACUUCUUUCUUCUAACCAAAAGCUUAGAAAAAAUGUCACAAUCUCCUUUGCUACUUGGCUAACAAUAUUAGUCUUCACUUUUCCUUUGCGGUUUCAUUAUGCGAUGGCAGUGCCGUUACAGCUUCAAGGUAAUGUCAGAUGAAUGACCAACACAGGAAAUCAAUACGACCAAUCUACUCUGCCAGAUCAUUUUUUUUGUAGAUUAAAGGAAAUGAUGUGAUAUGCACUACUGUAAACGUUGUCUAUGAUUAUUUAUCUCUCCUCAUACGUCUACAGUACAAUACACAUACCAGUCUCUCACACUUGGAAAAACAAUCGACAUCAGCAACAUAUCUUCAGCGCAACCCCUUUAGAGGUCAGCCUACUCAGUUCCUGUGAGUAGCUGUUGAUGGAGUAUUUCAGUAUUUAAGCCCUGAAAGGUUGUUUAUUAAACACUGCCACCCACAAUUUACAAAAUGGCUACGUACUGUUUUUUCCUCUCCUCAGCUGUGAGGUUGUUCCCUUUAUCUGCUGAGUUUUUCUCCCCUGACCGAUGUUUCCAUUAGUUUGCUUUCCCCACCUGAUGAUAAAUAACGGCACAGUCGCCCAAGCACCUACACACUCGAAUGCACGCGUACCCAUUUCACAUAAACCACAACACACAAACAUCAUAACACACACAAACAUUGUAACACACUUUGAGCAUAGGUAGACAUAAGAAACUACACCUAGGACUUGUUGUCAAUUGUGCUUGUUUGUUUGUUUAAAGCUUGGACUUUAUAUUUUUCUAUAUAUAUAAAAUGGUUAUCUGUCUAUGUAGCUGUGUAUAUGAAUACUGUGUACGCCUUUCAUUGUAUAUGGGAGACCUGAAUCAUUGUUAAUUUGUAGAAUUUGACGUUGUCAGUUUCUCAGAGAUCGAUCUGUAUUCAAAACAUGAUAUAACAACUUUCACCUGAUCUGCGAAAAAUACAAAUAAAUUGCUAUAGGGAUCAUUUCAAAAAGAAGAGGUGUGACUUUGUCUCGAAUACAAGGAGUGACAUACUACAAUUUAUACCAUAUAUGUAACAACAGAAUCACAACUAAACAACUGAAUGUUUGUUGUGUUUGUGUUUGACUGAAUGUUAGACAUGUUCACUCAGUCAGUCACACCUCUGACAGUGUUCCACAGGCUGGUAGGACCUCAUUUAGCCUUCACAGCCCUGCACAAAGGGGAUUGUUACAAUCAAUCCUAACACUUUAACCAUGAACUAGCUACUUUUGUUCUCGACUUCUCAACUUCAGCAUUACUAACUUACAUCAAAAGUAUAUCCACCCACAUUGGUAAUAAACCUAUAUAAACAUACAUAUGUUUUGGUGAACAGCUAACGGGUCGAUGCCAGCACAAAAAAAAAAAAUGCUUUUUUUGCCUCAAAAGUGUUUGUUUGUCAUUGUAAUCUGCAGUCUAUCGCAGGGUCUUGCUUCUUCGUGUGAGGGUUAGGCACCAAAUUGAGCAUGUGCACAGUGAGUGACAUUGUUGUGGCCUGUUCUACCAUCCCCGGUCUCCCCUACAUUUGGUUGACUUGGGAGUGGGGGUGGUUUUGUGCAGUUUUAGCAUGUUUGCACAGCCUACUAAAGACUUGUAUCAUUGCAGACCUUGUGAAAUUAACUAACAAAGACUAUCAAUAAAGUGAUAAAUACCAACACU